Messenger RNA from Anisakis simplex (herring worm), 522 nucleotides. Lineage: Eukaryota; Metazoa; Nematoda; Chromadorea; Rhabditida; Anisakidae. The record is from the annotation of a GenBank genome assembly.
AUGUGUCUCGGGUCAAUGCUUCUCAUUUUUCAUUCAGUCACAGUCAUUUUAGCACAAUCAUCACCGUGCCUUUUGCGCUGCAAGGACAACAACAUGAACAAAGUAGAGAAGAUAAUUGGAAGGGCGAACGAUUGGACGGCUGAUUUAGUGGCACCGAUGCACAGUAUCCUUCGAGGAGUGCCAGAAAUUGCCAACAGUCGUCCUCAUCAAAUGCUCGUUGAUAGACUUUUGAAUAUAUGCAGGGCGAAUACUGAAUUCGAAGAGUGCGUGAGGAUGUGUGAUCAAACGAUUGCAGCAAAAAUUGUGCUGAAAGGACAAACGGCAUGGAUCAAUAUAUGCAAUGCUUUCCGCAGUAAUCAAGGAGGAUUCACAUCGGAUAUAUUGCCGUGUUGGUCUCGACAUGGUGCAGAAAUUGGCAAACGAUGUUCACUUCACGCAACAAUGGUACAGAAUGCAGUGCUUGAUUUGAUUGACAAUGGCAUUCAAUCAAUCGACCAACACGUAGCUGACCUUUGCAAGUAG